Messenger RNA from Candidula unifasciata, 1493 nucleotides. Lineage: Eukaryota; Metazoa; Mollusca; Gastropoda; Stylommatophora; Geomitridae. The record is from the annotation of a GenBank genome assembly.
AUGGAAGCAAGACAGCUCCAUUGGACAGAUGCACACUUUUGUGGUCUUCGAUCACAAUCAAAUGUGUAUGGGUUGUCAAAAAUUUUGACUGAAGAAGGACAGAUAAAACUUAUAGUGGCGACGAUAAAUGGUGAAUUAAUUUCUGUGGAAUACCAAAAAUCUGCUGACAACAAAAUCAUACCUAUCACUAGAGAAGACAUUCUCCUCAGCACCGGCAACCAUCAAGGACCCGGUGGAGAAACAGAGAUUGUGUCUGUAGAUGUCAUCUGUCAAGAUAUUCAACAUAACACAGUGCUUGCCAUCUCCUACCUCAAGCUUGGGACUCAGUUUGAAGAAAAGUCUCCAAGUGCCUGUAUGAAUUUUUACUUCCUUCCUGGAAGGCAGUCUGAUGCACCCUACCCAAAUAUUAUGGAUGCCAUCACACAUUCUCAGACACAGAACCUAGACUUCAUUCCCUUCAAGCUAAUGCACCACUACAUCUACAAGCGUGAGGGUCAGAAGGAAGUUUGCUUUCUGCUGAGUGGAAAUGACAAUAAAAUUCAUAUUUACAGGCAGCAAUCAAAAGAUGACCCUUCAUUCUAUCAUGACAUGGAUGCUGUGGAUAAAUAUUUCCCUGAGUUGAUCAACAUUGAUGGAUGUGUGACACAGAUGGAGUUUCGACAGAUUGAUGGCGCACAUAGAUUGACCGUCUUUGGAGUUCAGAGUGGACUUGUCACAUUGAGCCUAGUGAAUGUGGUCACUUCUGAAAUUGAGCAGACAUGGACCACAGAGUUAGACAGCCCAAUCACCAGCCUCCAGUUAUUUACCCAGUAUACAAAUGUAGACUGUCCAGAGUUUUUGCAUAAACAAGGUAACCGUCCAGGUGACAAAGGUCAGCAUAAAUUAGAACCAGUAAAUUUGCUGAUCACAUCGGCCAUUGACCCAGCUGUUGUUUUCUGUGAUGUUAUCAACCGUGGACUCUCAGAAAACUAUCAUCUGCCACACAGCAACACCCAGGAUGUCAUCUUGUGUUCUUGUGUCAUGGACAUCGACUUUGACGGGGAGAAUGAGCUUAUUAUUGGGACUUAUGGCCAGAUUCUCCUGGCUUAUAAAUUCAUAAGUGAAAGACCGCAGUCAAUCUUGAUGACAUCAACACCCUACCAGUCCCCAUUACCUGUCCCAGUGACAGACAACUCUGUACGAUCUUCAAGAGAGAAGCUCAGCUAUGAUCAGGCAGAUUAUAGAAGGAGACACAAAUCUGUUGCUGCAGCUCUAGAAAACAAUGGCCUCAAUGAUCGGCAUGAAUUACAUGACCAGUAUCGUUCUGAUGAAAGCUUUCUGCUAGAAGGCAAUCUGAAAGAUGGACAGUUGCCUCGUCUAGUCAGAUCGCAGGAAAAUCUGGCCAUAUACUCUCCAAGGUCAGUUAAUUUUAAUACUCCAGACUAUGAGACAACUUCAGACCUUGGCCCGCUUUCUGGCACACUGACGGAUCCUAUGGAUUACCCUUGUUACAG